Molecule: messenger RNA, 1045 nt
Organism: Vicia villosa (hairy vetch)
Lineage: Eukaryota; Viridiplantae; Streptophyta; Magnoliopsida; Fabales; Fabaceae
Product: protein SYM1-like
Exons: 3
Coding region: 94-756 (220 amino acids)
Cellular component (GO): membrane; cytoplasm
Source: RefSeq, a predicted model, not a curated record
UUUCACGUGUAGAAAAAUAUCUCAAACCCUUCAUAUGUCUAUUCUAAAUUGGUAAAUGAAGUAGGAGAGAACAAGAUAGAUAGGGUUAAGAAGAUGGCAAUGAUUUUGAAGGCAUGGAAUUGGUAUCAGAACUCUCUGUCAGUUCAUCCAGUGAAGACCCAAGUGACUACCUCUGGUGUUCUUUGGGCUGUUGGAGAUAUAACUGCUCAGUACAUCACUCACACUACUGCUGCUAAAAAACAAUUAUCUCUAACUGUAAGGGAAGCGGAUACUAAAUUUGUGAUCGAUUGGAGACGUGUGGCUGUUACAAGUAUGUUUGGAAUUGGUUUUGUUGGACCUGUUGGACACUUCUGGUAUGAAGGCUUGGACAAAUUCAUAAACCAUAACCUUAAGCUAAUCCCAAAGACUGCGCAAUCCGUAGCAACUAAAGUUGCAAUGGACGGCCUGAUUUUCGGUCCGAUACAUUUGUUUGUCUUCUUCACAUACAUGGGAUUGUCUGCUGGAAAGACCAUUCCUGAGGUGAAGGAAGAUUUGAAGAGGAAUUAUAUCCCAGCAUUGGUGUUAGAAGGUGGUGUGUGGCCAAUUGUGCAGAUUUUCAAUUUUCGAUAUGUUCCUGUCAAGUACCAGCUUCUGUAUGUAAACUUGUUCUGCUUAUUGGAUAGUGCUUUCUUGUCAUGGUUGGAACAACAGAAGGAUGCACCUUGGAAACAACGGUUUCAACCAUUUCAAUCAUCUAAUGGAAAAGGAGCUCAAUGAUGAUGAUAAAGAGACUCGAAAUAAUGGUUUACAACAGUUCAUAGUUGUAACAUCUGAUUCCAGAAAAGACUAAGAAAAAUUGAAGUUGGAAAUUAUGAUUGAAGUACACAAACACAAAGUUGUUAACAUGUUAAGAAAGUUAAUAGAUAAUUGUCUCAGUUGGGGAUUGGGUGUAUAGUAACUCAACAGGUCUGAUUGCACUUUUUAAAAACUGGAUUAGAAUUCAAGUGUGAGUGAUUAAGUUUUUCAGACUAAAAAUGGUUGAAAUAUUGGAUAGAUUUUGAAUGGA